AUGAGGGCUGGUGUUGAUAUCUUUGCUCUUGACUAUGAUGCUAUUAUUGCUGCCAUGUAUGCAUUGACUGUUAGUGCCGAGGGAGACUGUUACUUGUGUGUGCCGCCUGACCCAGGUAUAGAGCCCGCUGCCCUAGGUGCUAGUGAGUCUGCUCUCUCUGGUAUGGUGCCCCCUGUACCUGCUCCCUCCAGUGCUGUCCCGGCUGUUUGCGAGUCUGCUCUCUCAGGUACAGCACCCACAGAGACUGCUCUCUCAGGUACCGCACCGGCUGAGGCCUGUCACACCUUCACCCUUGACUCAGGUGCUUCCCGCUGUUUCUUUCGUGACAGUACUGAGCUCACACCGCUUCCUGCACCGGUCCCAGUCUCCUUGGCUGACCCCUCUGGGGGCCCAGUCCUUGCCCAGUCCACCACUGUGCUCCCUUGUCCGGCGGUUCCGUCUGGCUCGUUGACGGGUUUCCACCUCCCCUCGUUCUCGACGAACCUGGUGAGCAACGCUGUCAUCCAGGAUCAGUGGGUUGACACCUUUACCCCUGGAGGACAGCGUGUGGCGAUCUGCACGUGCUCCAGGACCGGCCGUCACCUGGCAACGUUUACCCGUCGGCCGGGGUCGAGUCUCUACACACUGACCACUGCGUCUCCUCAGGUCGCUGCUGUCGGUCAGGUGUCUGCGUCAGGUCUGGUAGCCCACGCCUGUGAGUGUCGUUCCCUGUCGCACCAGACUCUUCUCUGGCACCACCGCCUGGGUCACCCCUCCUUGCCACGCCUUCGUGGCAUGCACCGUCGCCACCUUGUGUCUGGUCUUCCCAGGUCCCUCCCUCCCCUCCCUGCCUCGCCUGCGCCGCCUUGCCUUCCUUGUGUCGAGGGGCGGCAGCGCGCCGCUCCUCACUCCUCCUCGUUCCCCCCGACAGAGGCUCCUUUGCAGACCCUCCACCUGGACGUGUGGGGCCCAGCCCGCGUUCGUGGUCAGGGCGGUGAGCGGUAUUUUUUGCUGGUUGUCGACGACUACUCGCGUUACACCACGGUCUUCCCCUUGCGCACCAAGGGUGAGGUCCCUGCUGUUCUGAUCCCUUGGAUCCGCACAGUUCGUCUCCAGCUCCGCCGCCGUUUCCGGACGGAUCUUCCUGUCCUGCGUCUGCACUCUGACAGAGGUGGUGAGUUCUCCUCCGAUCUCUUGAGGACCUUCUGUCAGGCGGAGGGCAUUGAGCAGACCUUCACGCUUCCGGACUCCCCACAGCAGAAUGGGGUUGCUGAGCGCCGCAUUGGCCUGGUCAUGGAGGUCGCUCGUACCUCCUUGGUCCACGCGGCGGCUCCCCAUUUUCUGUGGCCGUUUGCUGUCCGGUACGCCGCGCAUCAGCUCAACCUCUGGCCCCGUGUCUCCUUGCCGGAGACCUCGCCCACACUGCGUUGGACGGGGGAGGUUGGCGAUGCGUCGCGCUUCCGGGUGUGGGGUGCUCGUGCCCUUGUCCGCGAUACGUCCGCGGACAAGCUCUCCUCCCGCACGCUUCCCUGUGUCUUCCUUGGCUUUGUCCCUGACGCGCCUGGCUGGCAGUUUUACCACCCCACCUCGCGCCGGGUCUUCGCCUCUCAGGAUGUCACCUUUGACGAGUCGGUCCCUUUUUACCGUCUCUUCCCCUACCGCACUGCCCCCCUCCCUCCCCCGCCGCUGUUCCUUGCUCCUGGCCCCCCUCCGGUAGACCCCCUUCCCCCUCAGGGUCCUGCUCCUUCAGGUGUCUCUCAGGUAGACCCUCCUCCCGUCGCUGAGCCUGUCGAGGUCACCGUUGACUCAGGUGCUGCUGCAGGUGGUACUGCUGGGAGUGCUGAGCCUGGGGGUGCUGAGCCUGCGGGUGCUGGGCCUGGGAGUGCUGGGACUGCGGGUGCUGGAGCUGGGGUACUGUGCCUGAGAGUUUGCCGCCUGGGGGUGCUGAGCCUGGGGGUGCUGCGACUGGGGGUGCUGAGCCUGCGUGUGCGGAUCUCUCACACCGCAGCAGCUUCGUGA
Closterium sp. Yama58-4 is the source of this 1998-nucleotide messenger RNA. The record is from the annotation of a GenBank genome assembly. NCBI's taxonomy places the organism in Eukaryota, Viridiplantae, Streptophyta, Zygnematophyceae, Desmidiales, Closteriaceae.